CCUUUGAUGUCGGGACUCCUCGCCUUGUCUUGGGCUCAAAUGAGCUGUUUGCUGUUGUAGUGAAACAUUAGUCUUCUACCAAGCAGCCCAGCCGGGGAACGCCACAUCUCAACUUUUUUUCUGUAUGUGGUGGGGGGUUUCUCUACUUUGGAGGCGCCCCAGAUUGAGGAGAUUUAACACAGAAGUCGCUUUAUAUUUUCUUUAUUUAUACUUUUGUUAUUGUUUCUUUUUUGUUUGUUUGCUUAUUUUCCUUUAAACAAAAGUGUACAACAUCGCAAGGGGGGAAGUAGACAUGCCUCAGCUCAGCAGCGGCGGAGGGGACGACCUGGGAGCGAAUGAUGAGAUGAUAUCGUUCAAAGACGAAGGAGAGCAAGAGGAGAAAAUCCAAGAAAAUGCGUUCACGGAGAGAGACCUGGCCGACCUCAAGUCCUCACUCGUGAACGAGUCGGAAAUUAAUCAAAGCCCGACCUCGGCGGUGGUCAGACGGGGACACCAUGGCGAGCAGAGGGGCUUCCCAGACAAACACCGAGAGCAUCUCGACGGCGUGUCGAAGCAGCAAGAUGGAGGCAUGUACAAGUCGCCGGCGUAUCCAGGGUAUCCGUUCCUGAUGCUGCCAGACCCCUACCUCCCCAACAGCUCUGUUUCUCCAUCUUCCAACAAAGUCUCGGUGGUACAGCAGUCUCAUGGGAUGCACCCACUGACGUCCCUGCUUCCCUACAGCAACGAUCACUUCAGCCCGAGUCCUCCACACCUGCCCACAGACAUGAGCCAGAAGACAGGUGUCCACAGGCACCAAUCCCAGGACCUCUCAGGGUAUUAUUCCCUCCCUCCAGGCAGUGUCGGCCAAAUCACUCCCUCCAUGAGCUGGCAGAGCCAGCCAGUCUAUCCUGGCCUGUCCCCCUGUGCAUUCAGGCAGACCUACUCCUCCAAUCUCCCCAGCGCCUCGUCCUACUCCAGGUUCCCUCACUCUCUGAUGCUUGGACCAUCAGGCAUGCACCCUACAGGGAUCCCCCACCCAGCCAUAGUGCCUUCUUCAGGCAAACAGGAGCAUGAACAGUAUGACAGGGGCAUGUACGUGAAGCCCCAUGUGGAGGCCAAGAGGGAGAAGGAGCCCAAGAAACCGGUCAUCAAGAAACCCCUGAACGCCUUCAUGCUGUACAUGAAGGAAAUGAGGGCGAAGGUCAUCGCAGAGUGCACGUUAAAGGAGAGCGCCGCCAUCAAUCAGAUUCUGGGACGAAGGUGGCACGCUUUGACCCGGGAGGAACAGGCCAAGUACUACGAGUUGGCCAGAAAGGAAAGACAGCUGCACAUGCAGCUCUACCCGACAUGGUCUGCUAGGGACAACUACGAGGCGGGCCUUAGCGGGGUCGCAGGGGAAAAGAGUAAAGCUGAUUGGGGUAAGAAGAAGAGAAGAAAAAGGGAGAAGCAGCAGGACUCCAACACAGACCCGGGCUCCCCUAAGAAAUGCCGGGCUCGCUUCGGCCUCAACCAACAAACGGACUGGUGCGGUCCUUGCAGGAGGAAAAAGAAGUGCAUUCGCUACCUUCAAGGAGGAGGCUGCCCCAGCCCAACUUCUUCAGAUCUAAGUGCUAUAGACUCUCCUCCCUCCCGCUCUCCUGUCCGUCACCGUCUCUACCACCGGCCCCCCUCCCCAGGCUGCUCCCCGCCUCCCACAUCACCCUCAACACGCCUCCCAAUGUCCCCGCACACACGCUCGCACACACGCUUCCCCCUGGAGCAUUCCACCAGCAGACGCAGCGACCUCCGUCAGCUCUCCGCUAAACACCCCCACACACACCUGGAACUGUCCAGUAAGCAGGCGUACUGCUCAACGACGCUGUCGGCCGCCAAGGUGGCAGGACUGUCUCUCAAAGUGCUAACAGAGACUCAGUGAUCGCUGUGGGCUGCAAACCUCAAUCCACACCCCCUUCCCACCCAGAGCCAUGAAGAUUAUCCCCAUCACCUCCCUUCAGUUUUUAAAAGGUUUUUAAGAUUUUUCUUCUGUUUGAUAUUUUUGUAGCUCACAUUUCUCCACAUGCUAGGUCCUCCAAAAUCAAUAUUUCCCAGGUCUUGUAAUUCACCAGCUCAAAUUGUAUCAGAUGUCUAUUCCAUCUUUUGGAGGGAGGGACUGAACUUAUUCUGCAGGUCCACUUGCAGAUCCAGUCUCUCUCCUCUGAACUGGUCUCCUGUGCUUCAUUGGGUCUGACAGCUCAAACCCAACUACGCUGAUCAGUUCUGCCUUGAGAUCCACAGGACGUUCACACGUUUUACAGCAGCUGGGUCUGUGCUUCAGCUUCCUUGACAAUCAACUGUUUUAUAAAAGAGCUCUUAAUAAAAUAAACCCUAUGAACAGUUUAAAAAGAGGCACAGAUAUGUUGCUGGUUUAAGUAUCUAAUUUCAGUCUCCAUAGUAACACACAGCCUAUUUCUCCUAUCCCAUCACAGCUUUUAUACAUCCAUCACUGUAACUCAGACCUAAUUGUUUAAACCUGUAAGGUGACAGCCACCGAACCUAAACUUCAGAUUUAAAGAUUUAAACCCUUUUCCCCUUCAGCUGCAACUUCACAGUCUGACAUUAGUUGCAUUUAACUUUUUUAUAACUACCUGUGCAGCUUCCUUAAAAACAAUUAUAUAUAUUUACAUCAAGUAAACCAAGAAUUCUCAAAUCACCUCCUUAAGGCACUUUCAGGCUGUCAAUCUCUGGCUUCAAUCGUUACUUUUUAGAUUUUUUUUCUGUGAUUAUGUCAUUUUUAAGUCAGGCGUUUUGUUCACUGAAGUGAUUUUUAAAAAGUCUCUUGACCAGUCUGCAGCUCGGCAAAGUAAAUCUGAGACCAAAUGGGUACUAUUAUAUUACAUUGUAUUGUAAAGUUUUAUAUUAUAAUUCAACUUUUUGUAUGUUUUUAUGAAAAAAUGAGAAAUGACACAAAAAAGAAAAAAAAUUGUUUUCAGCAUUUCUAAAAAAAAAAAAAAAAAAAAAAAAAAGUUUUGCAUUUGUCCUUUUGUGCAGAAAUGUAUUUAGUUAUUUUUGGGUUUAGUGUUAAUGCAGCCAUGUCCAAACUAUUAUCUUGUGUUCUCAGUCUGUGCAUGUUCCAACCUUAGUGUAACAUUUUGAGUAAAACUGGCUUUAAUUUACUGUUCAGCUCAGCUUCAAACUUAAGAGUAUGGACAAAAGCUGAGCUGAUGUUCCGUUUGCCUCCAGCAGAGGGAGGUCUUGUGCUAGAAAUAUCUGUUAAUUCGAGGACGUUCAGGUCAUUGACAGAAACAUCUGAUGGCUUUGUAUUUUUUAUGCCUGAUGUACUUCUUGUUUUUCUCUGAUGUAAUAAAGUGUUUAAAACA
Messenger RNA from Melanotaenia boesemani (Boeseman's rainbowfish), 3335 nucleotides. It is a transcript of the gene tcf7, whose product is annotated as transcription factor 7. Gene Ontology annotation, biological process: regulation of transcription by RNA polymerase II; canonical Wnt signaling pathway. Lineage: Eukaryota; Metazoa; Chordata; Actinopteri; Atheriniformes; Melanotaeniidae. Gene Ontology annotation, cellular component: beta-catenin-TCF complex. Bases 293 to 1894 code for a protein of 533 amino acids. The transcript is spliced from 13 exons. The record is from RefSeq and is a predicted model, not a curated record. Gene Ontology annotation, molecular function: DNA-binding transcription factor activity, RNA polymerase II-specific; RNA polymerase II cis-regulatory region sequence-specific DNA binding.